Messenger RNA from Urocitellus parryii (Arctic ground squirrel), 1008 nucleotides. It is a transcript of the gene Cd3g, whose product is annotated as CD3 gamma subunit of T-cell receptor complex. Lineage: Eukaryota; Metazoa; Chordata; Mammalia; Rodentia; Sciuridae. The record is from RefSeq and is a predicted model, not a curated record. Gene Ontology annotation, cellular component: external side of plasma membrane; alpha-beta T cell receptor complex; membrane. Gene Ontology annotation, molecular function: transmembrane signaling receptor activity. Gene Ontology annotation, biological process: positive thymic T cell selection; cell surface receptor signaling pathway.
UCAGUUCUCUCUCCCUCUCCCUCCUUACCACCUCCUCUGUACUCCUUAACAGAAAAACAAGAGGCAUCUAUCUGCACCUGCAACCCUGAGAAAGCCCCUGCUGCCCACACUUGAAGCAGAGGGUGGAGGCGCUGGGUUCUUGCCUUUGUGCAGGGGCCCUAGGUGCUGGGCGGAGCCAAAUCAGUUGCUGCUCAGGCUGGCUGGCUGCUAAGGCUUGCUCCACACUUCUGCCAAGAAGAGUAGAAACUGACAUGGAGCAGGGGAAGGGUCUGACUCGCUUCAUCCUGGCUACCAUUCUUCUUCAAGGUGCUGUGGUCCAGUCAAAGGAAGAAAAACAUCUGAUAAAAGUGAAGGACGAUGGAGAAGAUGGUUCAGUACUUCUGACUUGUAACUUGACCGACAAAUACAUACAAUGGUUUAAAGAUUCUCCAAAUACACUUGUCCAAAAUACAAGUGAAAAAACAUUCAAUAUAGGAAGUAAUGCCAAAGACCCUCAAGGGAUAUAUUGGUGUGGAGGAUCAGGGUCCAUUUCAAGGCCAUUCCAAGUUUAUUAUAGAAUGUGUCAGAACUGCAUUGAGCUAAAUGCAGCCACCGUAUCUGGCUUCAUCUUCGCUGAAAUCAUCAGCAUUUUCUUCCUUGCUGUUGGAGUCUACUUUAUUGCUGGACAGGACGGAGUUCACCAGUCAAGAGCUUCAGACAAGCAGACUCUGUUACCCAAUGACCAGCUUUACCAGCCUCUCAAGGAUCGGGAAGAUGACCAGUACAGCCAUCUUCAAGGAAACCACCAAAGGAAGAAGUGACCUCAGGACUCAAGAGUAGGUGGUUCUUCAACACCAGUUCAGAGUGUUCUCCCUUCUACUGAGUUCUCAGAAUCAAAGCAAUACAUUUUGGAGAGCUCUCAGCAGAGAGAUUUUGAGCCCUAAUUCUAAACUCCAGGAUUGUAGAGAUGACAAACCAAGAGGAGGGGCCACCAGAGCAAAUUUGGGUUUUUCUCAAAAUAAAAGUCAA